Dichotomopilus funicola is the source of this 1332-nucleotide messenger RNA. RefSeq lists its product as uncharacterized. The transcript has a single exon. The record is from RefSeq and is a predicted model, not a curated record. NCBI's taxonomy places the organism in Eukaryota, Fungi, Ascomycota, Sordariomycetes, Sordariales, Chaetomiaceae. Bases 1 to 1332 code for a protein of 443 amino acids.
AUGGCACCAGCGAUUCUCAGCGGCCUCCUCGGCCGUCGGUCCGAUGUUGCGUCGCUUGGGCCGUUGGCUGCCCGUACGAUUCUGCUCGCGCGAGACGAAACCUCUCACGAAAACGACGACCCAACUCGGGGUGCUAUGCGGCCACAGGACAUCAACAACAACGCCGUGUUUGCCGUCUUCGCCCUUCUUGGCGUUGCCUUCGUUCUUGUGGGGAUUUGGUUCUUUUUCUGGGCGAAGAACGGCGGGUUUUACUUUAAGAAGCGCGACUGGGACGAUUACAAGUCCACGGUUCUGCGCCGUAAGGGCCCGAACGGCACAAUCUACUCGGACGCAACACCCAGCACCAUUCUCGGCGGAGGUAGUGUUUACAAGGAUGUGGACGACGGUACAACCACUACGGGUGACGAUCUCACCACAGUGGUGAGCGCCACGACGGGUAUCACUGGUAUUACCGGCGGUGUCUCCGACUUUUCCGGCCGGGAGAAGCGGCGUAAGAAGCGGGAGCAGAAGGAGCGCGAGAAGGAACGUCGGCGAGAGGAGAAGGCGCGCGAGAAGGAGGAGCGCAAGAACCGUCGCAAGGUCGAUGCAGACGGCGUCAUCGUCGACGAAGAAGCCGAGGCGGAAGCUCAAAAGCACCUCCGCGACUAUCGCCACGAGAAGCCGGCCCGUGUCGGCGGCAUCAACCGCGACGCGGACGGCUCUGAAUGGGACGGCUCAACCAACCCGAGCUGGUCAACCAUGAGCCCCAGCCACGCCGGCGGAGCCGCGUCCACCGAUGCGGGCACCGAUGUCACCUCCGAACUCAUGCCCAACCGCGAGCGCACCCCCACUACAACCCCCACCAAGAAGGACGCCGGCCGUAUUCGCAAGGUCUACUCUACCGCCGACAAGAAUGCCGCGCGCGAGAACGAGCGCAUGCGCGCCGAGGCUCGCCGCAUGCAGGAGAAGGGACGCGCGGCUGCGAGCAAGCCCAAGCGUGACUUCAGCUUCACUCAUGGGGCGGAUGAGACCAUGGCCCUGCGCCGUAUCGAAGAAGCCCCCACUGAGAGUGUUGUCAGCGGAUCGUACGUCUCGGAAUCCACAAACGACUACUCUCAGAGGGAGAAGCGCGCGCGUUCGCGCUCGCGCCACAGGAGUGCUGCGGUCCCCCCCAUCGAAGAGAGUGAAGUUGGCAGUGCUCCGAGCGAGGUUGGCACCAAGGUCUACACCCACUCGCACCACAUCCCGACGGCGGGCAGCUCUGUCGCUGGCACUUCGGUGACGGACUACGCGUAUGCUGAAGAAAAGCGGAAGAAGAGGGGUGGUGCUGGGGCGAGGAGGAACCGCGAGUAG